AUGCCCAUCUGCAUCGAAUGUCGCACGCCGGUUAGCACCCUCUGGCGGUCUGGGGCCGGAGACAACAGCGGCCACAGUAUCCGUCUUACCGUCUGUCGCAACUGCGGCCGCUUCUGCGACAAGUACGUGGAGCAUGACUUUGUCGUGCUCUUCAUAGACCUCGUGCUCAUCAAGCCGCAAGUCUACCGGCACCUCUUGCACAAUACCCUAAUGCGUGAUGGGGAUCGGUUCGAUCCAUCCAUUGUGCGAUUGGGCGUCUUGCUACUGCUCUUUGACGUCUACUUGACCUGGGCGCGAAUCGAGAAAAAAAGCAUGCCCGAGUCGGAAACAGGCCAGAGCACGCUGGGACAGUUGGCGCAGCAGCCCAUUGUCUUCCAGUAUCUAUUCUUCCUCAUCCUCUGCGCCGUGUCAACGUUCGCCUUCCACGCCAGCAUCCGCUUUCUCGCCUCGUCCCGCUACUCCCCGCUCGUCCUCGCCGGUCUGCUCCCUCGCUUCUCGCGUCCCAACUCCGUGUCCACUGCCCUGCUCGUGUCCUCGUCCACGAAGCUGUUUCCGAUUCUUAUGGUGAUCUGGGAAUACGACGUGCCCGCCGCGGCACGCUCGCUGGGCUGGGCGGUCGUGGCGAACAAUGUCGAGGCACUGCGGAUCCUCCUUGACUGCAGAUACUACACGGCGACCAUCUUGGCGAUUCUCGGCGCUGCGGCGCGAUGGAUGACUGGGUGGCUGAUCCUCACGUCCGUGGGUCUGGGCGACUGGAACUCGAUCACCGAGAGCGAUAUUGCGGCGGACGGCAAGGCAUUCUGGGGGUAUCUCAUGUAUGCGGUCCAGUGGGCAGGGAGAUUAGUGGCAGGGUGA
Emericellopsis cladophorae is the source of this 855-nucleotide messenger RNA. Its product is annotated as arv1-like family protein. Lineage: Eukaryota; Fungi; Ascomycota; Sordariomycetes; Hypocreales; Bionectriaceae. The transcript is spliced from 3 exons. The record is from RefSeq and is a predicted model, not a curated record. Gene Ontology annotation, biological process: sphingolipid metabolic process; sterol metabolic process; intracellular sterol transport. The coding region runs from base 1 to 855 and encodes 284 amino acids. Gene Ontology annotation, cellular component: Golgi apparatus; cortical endoplasmic reticulum.